AUGAACACUGCUGAUAGUCACGUCCAGAUACACCUGGCGCCAUUGACCACGGCUAGCACGUUCACGUUCGCCGAUCUGGGCAUGACGGAGCCUGGGGAUGAAGCACGAAUAGCCGGUAGCAAUCCAUUCCCUUUCCUCUCUUGGGAAGGGGUCCUGGCAUAUCGCCGCUCAAUCCUGAGCUCAGAAGUGUUGAAGAACUGUGCCAGGUCAUUUGGUAAAGGUGCUCUCCUCCUUCGUGAUGUCUCUUCGAGAUCUAAGUUCAUUAAGGAUCUCUGGACCCAUCACAGAACCCUCAACAUUGUACGGAGUGCGCUCGGCGUCGAUGUCGACAUCAUCAUGCCUUACGAGAUCGGACACACCAACAUCCAACUUGCUAGCCCCGACAUGCCUCUUUCCAAUCUCCAACCUGAGCCACAGAUCCAGGCGGUGGCUCUGACAGAAGAACAGAAGAACUACGAUCCGCUGUCGGCAGACUCGGUGAUACCGUGGCACUACGAUUCCUAUCCUUUCGUGGCCAUCAUCAUGCUUAGCCAUACAGACUCUAUGAUCGGAGGCCACACGUAUAUCCAGACAGCGGACGGAAGACCACACAAGGUCGACGGCCCGUCUAUCGGCUCUGCGGUAGUCCUUCACGGCGGCCGAGUUCGGCAUCUAGCGUCUCGCUCCUUUGGCUCAAGCGAGCGGAUCACAGCAAUUACAUCGUUCAGACUCUCUAAACCCGGCGUUUGGGACGAUAGCUACAUCAGCAAUGUCCGCCCGUAUGAUGAGCUGCCUGCUCUGUACCGCGAGUGGUCACUGUAUCGCCUGAAGAAGAUGAGAGAGGAGAUCGAGUUACUGGAAGGGCGGCUGGUCAGCGACUCCCAGUCCUUUUUCGACGAAGAUGUGACUGCGCUUUGCUCACAGCUGGCCGACUAUUCAACCAGGACAGCCCGACAGAUGACGAGGCCAUCCAUUCGGGACGAAGUCGUGGCCAGAUUCGGCCAUUCCAAGGUGGCUUCCACCAUAGACGCCUGGCGAAGCAUUCGUGGCCGUGCAGAUAUUCAAGAACGAACUUUCGGCGCAACAGAGAGCACGGCUGGCGACAUGCCCGAGCUGAAGCCAUAUUUGCUCGACUGGCACCAUACCAAGGCUGCCAUCACACUUGGAAUACCUCAGAUUAGCGUGGGUGGGCCGUUCGAGUGGAAGGAGGGUGAGGAAUACUUCUUCCCCGACGAGCUUGGUCGACAGGGUUUGAAUGAGUUGUUGCUGCUAUGGCUCGAUCGAUAUGGUUUGGUGGCCCAGAUGUGA
Molecule: messenger RNA, 1287 nt
Organism: Zasmidium cellare ATCC 36951
Lineage: Eukaryota; Fungi; Ascomycota; Dothideomycetes; Mycosphaerellales; Mycosphaerellaceae
Exons: 3
Coding region: 1-1287 (428 amino acids)
Source: RefSeq, a predicted model, not a curated record